Chaetomium fimeti is the source of this 2051-nucleotide messenger RNA. Its product is annotated as cytochrome P450. The coding region runs from base 104 to 1753 and encodes 549 amino acids. The transcript is spliced from 2 exons. The record is from RefSeq and is a predicted model, not a curated record. NCBI's taxonomy places the organism in Eukaryota, Fungi, Ascomycota, Sordariomycetes, Sordariales, Chaetomiaceae. Gene Ontology annotation, molecular function: oxidoreductase activity, acting on paired donors, with incorporation or reduction of molecular oxygen; monooxygenase activity; iron ion binding.
GAGGGCGAAACAAGGCCUGUCUCCCCGUGUGCAGGCGCCUCGUCGGUUUCGUGCUGCGUUUGCGUCGUCCUUCUUGCUUUUGAGUUCGUCACAUCUUGACGCCAUGUCCCUAAUCCCAGACGUCAAGCUCAUCCUCGGCGCCGUCGUCCUCCUGGCUGUCGUCCGCCUGUUCUUGGGACGCCGCCCGCCACUGCCUCUUCCACCCGGGCCCAAGCCGGCGCCGGUCAUUGGGAAUCUGCACCAGGUGCCCAAGAGCCUCAAUUGGUUUCACUUCUACCAUUGGAGCAAGAAGUAUGGCCCCAUAAUGCACCUCAGCAUGGCUGGCCAGCCCUUGGUCAUCCUGUCGACGCACCAAGCCGCGCAUGAUCUGCUCAACCGACGAAGCUCCAAGUAUUCAGACCGGCCGCGCAUGGUGAUGGCCGGCGAGCUGGUCACCAGGGGUAUGCACAUGCUGCUCCGCCAGUACGACGACCGGUACAAGCUCCACCAGCGGAUGGAGGCGCCGCUCCUGAACCUGCGCUCCGCGAGCUCGUACCGGCCGCUGCAGGACAUUGAGUCGCGGCAGUUGCUGUUCGACGUGGUUGGCGAGCACGGCGAGACCGGGGCCAAAGGCGUGGACUUCCAUCACCACUUCGAGCGCGCCAUGGGAAGCUUCAUCUACGCCAUCGAAUACGGCAUCCGCCUGCGGACCGGAUACGAGCAGGAUUUCUUGGAUGGGAAGUACGUGCAGGGAGAGUUUGCGAGGACCGGCCAGGUCGGCGCCUACCUCGUCGACUCGUUCCCCUCGCUCAACUAUCUGCCUAAGUUUCUCGCGCCUUGGAAAAAGGAGGCAGAGGAGCUUUAUGAGCUCGAGCGUCAGCUGCAUGUUAAGAAUCUGGACAAGGGUCUGAGCAACUCGGGUUGGAACUUUAGCAAGCACAUGAAGAAGUCGCCCGAGGCCCAGGUCAUGUCUGAGGAGGAGCUCGCUUUCGAUCUCGGAAUUCUCGCCGACGCCGGCCUGGACACGUCGACAGUGGCGCUAGACUGGUUCAUCGUUGCCUGGAUCACCUCCGGUGGCUCGGGCUGGGUUCGCAAAGCGCAAGCGCUUCUUGACGAGGUAGUUGGGAAGGAUCGGCUGCCGACGUUUGAGGACCGCCCCAAGUUGGCAUACAUCGAUGCUAUUGCGAGCGAAACGCUGCGCUGGCACCCCGUCGUGGUUGGCGGCGUGCCGCACUUCACCAAGGUCGAAGACAGCUACAUGGGCUACCACAUCCCGGCCAACUCGAUCGUGCUACCGAACGUCUUUGCCAUCACGCGUGACGAAUCCGUCUUUGGGCCGGAGGUCGACGACUUUGUCCCCGAACGGUGGCUCGCCGACGAGCACAACGCCGCCAGCACCAAGUCCGAGCCAUCGAUCGACGCAUGCGGUAUGAACGUGACGGCACUCAAGGACCUCCCGCAGACGGGCUUCGGGUUUGGGCGGCGCAUCUGCACGGGUCGUAUCAUCGCGCGCAACCAGCUGUUCAUCCAGAUGGCCCGCUUGCUCUGGGCGUUUGACGUCGAGGCCGGCAUCAACGAGACCACGGGUCAGCGCCCCAAGAUCGACCCCAUGGACUGCACCGAGGGCUUCGUCAGCCUACCCAAGCCGUUCAAGGCUGAAAUGCGCCCGCGUGGAGAGUGGGUUCGUCGUGUGGUUUCGGAGUCCGGCACCACCCACGACCUUGAUCACGCCGAGAUGUUGAACCAGGCCACCAAGGAGAGGGAGCGUUCUUAGGGGGCAGUUGAAUAACAUGGUGGCGUUCACACGCGAGGCCAGGCAGAGCUGGGGAAGAAGGAAGGUGGUGGGGGAAUGCCGCGGGGAGGAGGGAAUGGAGUGGUUGAAAAUAUGGAAUAAUUAGCAAGAGGUGGUUCCUGCCUCAACGAGGCUUGAUCGAUAUCGUGUGGAAAGAGCGACCCGCUAGGGUUUCAUUAGGCUUCCAACCACGCUGCAAACAACUGCAACUGCAUUCGACUCAGGUGAGAAUGGUUGAACACUCGAGCGGGGGAAGACCGCACUCUCGCGCGCAGGGGAU